CCAUUUGUUUUUUUUUUUUUUGAGGUUCACCCAUCUUCUCCUGAAAAUGACAGCCACAAAUGAGACACAACAUAACAUCAAGGAAUUCCUUCUGGCGGGCAUCCCGGGCCUGCAGGCUCACCAGAAUCUGCUCUUCAUUGCUCUUCUGUUGGUCUAUUUGGCUGUGAUGGUUGGCAACCUACUGAUCCUGUAUUUGGUACUCUUGGACCAAAGGCUGCACACUCCAAUGUACUUCUUUCUUUGUCAUCUGUCUUUAUUAGACAUCCUCAUCACAACUACAAUCCUCCCGAAAAUGUUUGCCGUCAUUCUCCUCGAAGACAGAAUCAUUUCCUUUUCUGGGUGUUUCUUGCAGAUGUAUUUGGUUCUUGCAAUUGGUUGCACAGAAAAUUUAAUUCUCAUAGUCAUGGCUUAUGACCGCUAUAUUGCAAUCAUGAAGCCGCUUCACUAUCACCUCAUCAUCAAUGGUAAACUCUGUGUGUUGCUGACGGUCGGGGCCUGGGUGCUGGGCUACUUGACCCCAUUUGUCCCCCUAAUCAAUGCCCUCUCAUUGACCUAUUGUGGCCCAAACACCGUUGCAUUUUGUUAUUGCGAUUACCCAACUGUGGUGUCCCUGGCAUGUGCAGAUGUUACCGACAUUAUAAGUAUGGCUUUCAUCAUUGCCAUGUGCAUCGUGAACAUUCCACUACUGCUUAUACUUUUCUCCUAUUUAAAAAUAAUUCUCAAUAUUUAUUUUAUGAAUACGGAGGACAGCAAGAAAGCUUUUUCAACGUGCUCCUCUCACUUGAUUGUUGUGCUGACUUACUAUUUUUCUGCUGACUUGCUGUAUAUAACCGUCAUGAUUGGCAACAUUUCGGCCGAUGCCCGCGUCAUCAUUGGAGUUUUUAUUUACCUGCUGACGCCGCUGCUGAACCCCAUCAUUUACAGUCUGAGGAAUAAGCAGAUAAAGCAGGCAGCUGAGAAAUAUCUCGACCUCCCUUUGAGGCCAAUCACAUUUUUCCAUUAAAU
Molecule: messenger RNA, 1005 nt
Organism: Erpetoichthys calabaricus (reedfish)
Lineage: Eukaryota; Metazoa; Chordata; Cladistia; Polypteriformes; Polypteridae
Product: olfactory receptor 2AT4-like
Exons: 1
Coding region: 47-1003 (318 amino acids)
Biological process (GO): G protein-coupled receptor signaling pathway
Cellular component (GO): membrane
Molecular function (GO): G protein-coupled receptor activity; olfactory receptor activity
Source: RefSeq, a predicted model, not a curated record